CAGGUGAAUUUUAUAUUUACGUUAGACAGACAUAGGGACUGCUUUUCUUUAAAUUUUCAGUCUUUUCCUCCUUAAAUUUAACAACUCAAUUCUGUUUUUUCCUAAUACUUAUUUCUCCAAAUUUUAAAGAUAACGUUUCUUCCGCAGGUGAUUCAGCCUUAAUGGAAAGUUUAACAAAGCUUGGGGACACUGUUUCCACUUUGGCGGCAAAGGUUGACGACAAGGCAAAAACAGCUGAACGAGCAAAACAAACAGCAUUAGUUGGCAAUACGUUAUCUAAGCUUGAUAAGGCUAUUGAAGCAAUGACUGCCAAGGCGGGCACGGAUGCUGCAAUUGCAGCGGCAGCAGGUGGGGCAGCAGGCGGAGCUGGUGGUGAUGGUGGAGGAGGUGGAGGUGGAGGUGGAGUAGUGUCUCCAGAGAUACUAAAGCUCGAGACUACAGUUGGAAGUUUGGCAGACAAAGUUGAUUCCGUUGCCGAUAAAGUUGACAAAGGUACAUCUGGUGACGUUUCGCUUAAUCCACAAGCUGCUGCAGCUCAAACAAAAAUAACAGAACAGCUAAGCACCAUGGGUGAAGCGAUUGGAAAACUUGCUGGAGAAAUGGAUGCUUUAAAGGAGAUCGCAAAAACCAAGCAAACAACAGUUGGAGCUUUUAAAGAUGAUAAAGCCUUAGACCAAGCCACCAAACUAUUAUUAGCUUUACAGAAAGGACAACCUCCUCCUUUACAACAAGUUGUUGAUGGGUAUACCCAAUCAGUAAAGGCCGCUCAAAACCCAGUAGCACCACCUGAUACUGGUACUGCUGCGGCGAUCCUGGCAACUGCUACGGUCAAUCAAGCAUUGAAUGCGAUUAAAAAUGCCGCUAAAGCAACUGGACUUUCUGGCACAGCACUUGGUACGGCACUGUCGUCGACACCAUUUAAUGGACCGAAGUCUGAUCCAAGUGACUCUAUGAAACAGCUGACAAAAUUAAUGAAGGCAGCAGCAGGGCCUGACAAGCCUCCACCUGCUUUACCAGAUGGCGGUGGAGGAGGAGGCGGCAAAGGUGGUGGUGGUGGCGGUGGCGGUGGUGGUGGCGGUGGCAGUGGAGGUGGUGGUGGUGUGGGAGGUGGAGGUGCUGGUGGCGGUGGCGCUGCUGGUGGAGCUUCCCCUCCAGGUCCAUUUGCACCAGGUCCUGGUACAGGCGUUAUUGGAAGUAUCUUGGGUGGUCUCUUAGGAGGGCCAUCUGUUGCUGUUCCAGCUGGAGCUGCAGAACUUGCUAAAGAAGGACCUAUCCACCUGGAGCCAAUGGCUGGACAAAUGGCCCCCGCCCUAGGAGCAGGUUUAGCUUCUGGUUUAGCAGGAGCACCUAAUGCUCUACCAGCAGAUUAUCAGCAUGAACCCUCGUCAAGUUUAGUUGCACAUGGACUGCCUCCUGGAAUAGCAGGAGCAAUGGGUAUUUCAGGAUUAGCUGGUGAUGGCAUGUUUAAUCUUUUUGGAAACGGAGGUGGCGGAGGUUUCGGUGGAUCUGAUGUUGGUAAUUACGGUGGUGGCUAUGGUGGAAGCGGACUGGCCUCACUCAGUGGUGGUGGCGGUGGUGUAGGUUCUUUUAGUCAAGGUGGAGGAGGCGUCGGUGGAAGUCUUGGUCCUGGUUUUGGUCUAGGAUGGUUAAAUAAUGCACCGAUGACGGGUAUUGGUAGAAGUUUCUCCCCUCCACCUCUCAAACCGUCAUCCAUUGUUGACCUGAUAUCGGCUUUAGCAAAAACCAACUCGCAGCUUCCAGUAACUGCAGAUACAAAACAAACUAUUUCUGACUCUCUAAGUUCAAAAAUAACUCAGCAUGGAAACGAGGCUACUUACUCUUCCAAUGAUCCAACACCAGUUGUUAAAUCGACAAAUGACACAGCUAAUGCUUCCCCGAGUACUGUUAUGAAUUCUGAUCCUAUGAAGGCCUAUAUGAAAUCUGUAGCAGAUGCCAUGAACACGCCAAAUGCCAUAACUCAAAACCUUCCAUCACGAAACAUGUUUGCUUUGUUGUCAAAACCUGCAGAAAAUAAACUUCCUGCAAAUUUUGCCAACUUGCUAUCCAACGCGCACGCAGAUGACUUGCUCAAUAGUUUGCAGAGUCAAAACAAUUUAGUUUCACCCCUAGCACAACCAAAUAUGUUUGGUUUAGCAAGUCCAGAUCCAGCCAGUAAUAUUGUGGAUUAUUUAACAAGAACCAUAGCAAAUUCGAUAUUAGCGAAGCGUGGGGAUGUGUCUAACUAUAAGACUCUUUCUGAAAGUGAACAAAAGGAAUUGCAGAUUUUGCUAAAGAAAGAAAUUGUGAGUAAAGUUUUUGGAACAAAAGACAAACUGAAUGAUACGUCCUUUAAAACACAGCAAUCUAAAGAUGAAUCUCGUUCUCUGAAUAUUCCUGAAAAUCCCACCGUUUCUCGGUUUGAUAACCCAGCCAAAACAGUAACAGUUGAUGACAGUCGACAAAACGAGGCCUUAAGAAGAGUGCUGGAGAAGAAAGUAUCAAAUUACAUGAUCAAUGAAAAAUCAAAGAACCUCCAAAUCCAAGAUGGAGGAGAAAAUAAAAUAAAUCUACCAUCCAGUGAAAUAAAAUCCUACGUAAAAGUUCCUGGUAAAAACAUGUAUCAAGUUUUUCCUGGCUUUCGCCCUGCAAGUUACUUGAACAUCAAUGGAAAACUAUACGAAAGAACUGGAGUUGGGCGCUAUCACGUGGUUAAAUCAAAGCAACCUAUUGCUACUAUAGGCUCAUCUUUAAAUCACGUGACUAAACCGACACAAUCCAUUGGUAGUUUGGGAUCAAUUUUCAGUAAAGGUCUCAAUCAUAUACCAAGAAAAAAACACAAAGACGAAAAAGUUGUAGUCAAAAGCGUAAAUAGAAAAUCCGGAAUUGAUUCGCAAAAUAGCGUUAAAAUAAAUGACACAUUUAACCCUAAUGUAAAAAGGACUUUAGUUGAUAUACCAGUCGAUGGUACGGUUGAAAAACCUAUCCCAGUACUAGAUAUACCUGCUGAAGAAAAAGUCAAACUGACACCCAUAGAAAAGUUAAAGAAUUUUUAUCAUCUAAAUAGAACUACUGACAAAUAUGUGGCUGCAUCAAAACGAGACUACGAUAAAAGAAGAAAAGAUGAGGACGAAGAUAAAGAAAACACUGAAAGUGAAAGAGACCACGGAUCAAGUAGCGAUGACGAUUUUGACGGAGCUGAAGAUGUUCACAGUGAUAAAGAUGAAAUGGAUGACGCCGAUGAUGAACAGUGGGAGGCUGAUUACAAAAAGAGAAAAGAUGCUUACCGAGAUAAAAAAGAUCGUGACGAAGAACAAUCGCGGGAAGUCGAAGAAAAAACUGAAAUUGAGCGCGAUAAUGAUAAAGAUGACAACGAGGUUAAUCAUCCACCUGAUCAACUCGAACUCGAGGCUGAAGAAGACAGUCAUAGACGAAGUAGAGACAAAGAUGAUGAACCCUCAAAUAACACUGAAUAUGAAAAACAACAACCAUCAACACAGCAUGCACAUCGCCGAUUUCAAGAAGAGGAUGAGCACCAUAAUUCUUCGUUUGAACAUUCUUUGACGGAAAAACUGUUAGACGCUGUUUUAUCUGAUAAAAUCGGUCAUCACGAGCACGCUGAAGGAGGGGUGAACUUAGCUGCUACUGGAGGCUUAAUGAAUUCCGCAUAUGCUGCAGGAUUCCAUACUGGUUUGGCGGGAGGCAUGCAGGGUGGUGGUGGCGGUGGCGGUGGUGCUGGAGGUAUAUUUUUAAAUUUACUUUUUUAUGAUAACGAUGUAAUCGUAACUCACAUGCGCGCGUAAACACUUCAUCUAUUUUUGUUGUUGAAAAUGUUAUUGUUGUUAUUAUUGAUGCAGUAUGUAUAUGUGAUUAUUCUUGCGGUCUUUUUUUGUAGACAACGCAGCCAUUAUGGAUGGAAUUAACAGGUUAACCAAUACUGUUGCUA
This is a messenger RNA of Hydractinia symbiolongicarpus, 3943 nucleotides long. RefSeq lists its product as uncharacterized. Bases 162 to 3800 code for a protein of 1212 amino acids. Lineage: Eukaryota; Metazoa; Cnidaria; Hydrozoa; Anthoathecata; Hydractiniidae. The transcript has 7 exons. The record is from RefSeq and is a predicted model, not a curated record.